AACAUUCCUCCCUGCCGUUCGAGUCGUCGUCGGUGCAGUUUUCUGAUUUUUCGGUCGAAAUUUCUUCGUUUCCGGGACAUUUUUUCGCAAUUAUGUCCGGUGCGAAGUAGUCCCGAACCCGUUUAGGACCACGCGCGGUUGGAUGUUUCUCUGCAGAAAGUUCAACGAGAUCGACAAAAUGUUCGGAAGAUUGAGUGAAGUUCUGCAGACUGCAGCUGAUGUGCUUGCGCCGCCACCAACCGCUUUACAGGACUUCGACUACCACUACAAGCUAGUGAAAAAUUUCUACAUUGGCGACAAGACAUUACCAAAAAUUCAUAUCAACGAUACUAACAUUCCGGUACAUUUGGAGCAGAUGCUACAGAUAUUAAUCAGUGAAGAGCAAGGCUCUGAUACCCCCGUAAAAUCCACUGAACAAACUACCAGUGAAUCGAUUGACGAGAAGCAUGCCGAAACGAGCACCAGCGAAUCGAAUGGAGAGUGCAUGGAGUUUGUGCUAAGCAACAGGCCACUUGAUGUAUUAGUCGAAUUAGCAGUUAACGAUUCUCCUCCAGGGGCACGCUUAGUAAUCCUCAACUGGAUUCGGCGACUGCUGUCCUGUUUGAAAAAUCCUCCCUUGGCUCAUGCAAGCAUUUUUCAGCCUGUUCAAAAACUCGUCGAACUUUGUAACGGUACCGUUGCAUCGCCGUACGAAAGAGAGGAAAUUCUUUUCCUGGAAACUGUUGCCGGAUUGGUCCGGAAGGAUUCGAUCUUGAUCAACCUUUUCCUCAGGUCCCAUCAUCAUUCCGCACAGAUGCUCACCAGUUGGAAGGGCAUCGGCACAACCAAAACACCGGUCAACAACUCCCUGUUUCAGAGCACAAAAUUUGAAUACGAAUCCAAGCGAAUUUCGCUUAUUAAAGAGGAUCAACAGGGCCAUGAGAGUGGCACAGGCGAGGAUCAAGAUGGGGCUGCAGGUGAGGCCUGUAGCAUGGUUUCGGUGAAGAAGGCAUUGGAUGACUUAGUGGAAUCAACCUGUGACUGUGAUGACGAAGAACACUUUGUACUGUUCGACGCCAUUGUUAGCUAUUUGGAUAGUGCAGAUAGUACAAUUAUAGUGAGAGCAUGUGAAGGAAUCUUGAUUCUUGCGUCAUUGCCCGAUUUGAACACUCGGUGUAACGCAAUCCGCAAUAGCCUAAGUCGGUUCAGCACAAUGAUUGCCGAUCGUUUGGCAGCCCACUGCCAACAGAUUCCGGAAGAUAUGGACACCGGUGAUAUAGAAGAUGCCAACGUUUCCUGGGGCCUCAUACCGAGGGACACCGAACAGCCACACUUUAUUGGCCGAUACCAGCUGACAUCGUUCCUCUGCUGGUUGGACUAUUGUGACUGUUUAAUGCAGGAAAGCUCGGCCGUCGCUUCAGAACUAGGAGAGUUGAUUCGUCAUCAGCUGCUAAUGAACUACAUCGAACCGGGUUUACUGGGAAACUAUGCUCCGUUUAUGCUAGUUCUAACAGCAAAGAUUAUCAAAAAGACACAAUCUAAGAUUCUUCUAGAUGAAAUUGCUAACUGGCUUAUAGGAGAGGGAAAUCUGACGGACAUCAAUGGGGCUGACUGCUUGCUAACGAUACUGAUUGAAAAUGCCCAUGAAAAUUCUGACAUUUUUCUACAAACGUUACAGUUUAUCGAAUCGUUACUGGAUAACCCCCAUGAAAAGAUCCUUCAUGGAAUGCUUUUCAUUUACAUAAACAGCCGGGGGUAUUGUGACACUAACGUUCAAACGAUUCAAUCAUGGUCAGACGAGGAGGAUAACCGAGAACGUCGUCGUGGAAGCGCUGAUGAUCCCAUAAAAUCGCGCACUCUUGCUCCUCAUAAUAUUUUGAAAGUGAUCAAUCACUUUUUGCUUCUCCUGCCUCGACAUAUUAUGAACGAUUCGGCUGGAAUUUGCUACGAAGAGUACAUGCAAGAUGCGAGUCGACACUACCACACAUGGAUCACUAAAACCCAUGGUUUUAACUGGCCCGUGGAAGCCGUCUGGCCCGCUACUCCUUCAGGAUCUCCUUCGCAGUCAUCGCUAGCGCCUCUACCGGCUGUCAUACACAAACCGAAAGCCAAAACCGAGCUCAGUGAGGUACAGUGUGGUGACAGUGGUAUCUCGGAGGAAAGUUUCUACGAAGGCCCUCUACUCAAGCUGCUGUUCUCACACGUCAAACAAAUGAGUAACCAACCGUACGAACUCAAUCUGGCUGUCAUAGCUAUCCUUUCGAAGCUGGCCCUUUUCCCCCAUCCGUACUUACACGAAAUCUUGCUGAGCCCAGAAAUCCCAGUGGCUCCUGGAGCCACCACCCUGUGGUCGGUGAUGCAGUUCUUAUCCCGACAACUACUGACGGAAAUUCCGCGAGUGGAAAAUUUCCAGGAAAAAAUAGCAGAAACAAGCAAACGGCUUCUUUCGAAUCCGCCUCUCUACCACAAAGAUUGUGAAAACGAUCCCUCGAGAAAUGGGACAGAAGAUGAUGAACCGGAAAUCAACGAUCCACUGUUCGAGUCCAUCGUGGUACUCGAAGAGUUCUGCAAGGAACUGGCAGCGAUUGCGUUCGUUAAGUAUCAUCACGCUACUGAGUAGACAGGGUGCGACGGAUGAAUUUUGACUUUGAAACACUUCUGAGAGGGCAUUGUAUAAAUAAUCCAAAUAGGACAAGAAUUUAUAGUUUUAUUUUUCUCGAUUCAGUGAGUAUUUUUGGCCGUGUUUGUCUUCGUCUAAAAUUAAUUACGUCUAGCUGCAAUAGUUUAGCCAAUCUAGCGCUUUAAGGCAAUACACAUUCGUACUACUUAGCAUAUUGUUCGUAAACUUAUAAAUUAUUACCACAGUGAUACAAAUAUAAGCAUAUUCUAGUCGAAAA
This is a messenger RNA of Uranotaenia lowii, 2876 nucleotides long. RefSeq names its product FHF complex subunit HOOK interacting protein 2A-like. The coding region runs from base 143 to 2599 and encodes 818 amino acids. Lineage: Eukaryota; Metazoa; Arthropoda; Insecta; Diptera; Culicidae. The record is from RefSeq and is a predicted model, not a curated record. The transcript has 6 exons.